Messenger RNA from Polychytrium aggregatum, 1104 nucleotides. RefSeq lists its product as uncharacterized. The coding region runs from base 1 to 1104 and encodes 367 amino acids. Gene Ontology annotation, molecular function: mannan endo-1,4-beta-mannosidase activity. The record is from RefSeq and is a predicted model, not a curated record. The transcript has 5 exons. Lineage: Eukaryota; Fungi; Chytridiomycota; Chytridiomycetes; Polychytriales. Gene Ontology annotation, biological process: substituted mannan metabolic process.
AUGAUGUGGGCUCCCAACGUCGGGGUCGGCUAUCCGUGGUCCACUCCCGGGGCGGCCUCCCCAACACCAAAGUCGCCUGUCGACAACUUGGUUGACUUUUCGCUCCUGGACACCAACCGCGACGGCACCAUCAAUGCUCUUGACGACCCAUACAGCCCCUUCUUUCCGGGCCGCGAGUACGUGGACUGGGUCGGCGUCUCGCUCUACUACUACAACUACGACACUUCCGAAAACACCAUCCCUGCAUCAACCUACCUCCAAGACUGGAUCGUCGGACAGGGUCUGGAGCUGCCACGCUCGUCGGCAUCACCGCGGGGGGCGACCGAGGCUCAAGUCAGGCAGUCCUUCUGGCGCCAGUCACUGGGGAGCAUCAACCAAUUUCCGCUGCUCCAGAUGGUCAUCAACUUUGAAGAGAGCAAGACCGAUAGCGGGUCCAUCGCCAAGGACUGGACGAUUGCCAACCACACUCUGGUGCGCGAGGCACUGUUUGCAGACCUGCGGCUGCCUCAGUUCGGAGGGGCGCUGGGUAUCCACCGCCGCCUGGCCAAGGAAAGACAUCCGACGCCUGUCCUGCGGCGGCGACUGCUGGCGGAAACCGCAUGGACGCCCGACACUCGAAAGGCAGCAAAGGAAGGCGCACCAGAGCCGCGGCUGCCCUGUGCCCGUCUGCACCGCGUGACUUCCCCGGCGAUCGCAAAACACCUGGCGAUCGAUGGCGUUUGGAGAGAGGAGCUGGCAGAGGAGGAGGAGAGGCAGGGAGGGAAGGGCCAGGUGAGCAAAAUCGCAAGCCCGCCAGCGACGGCGUCUCGACAAGCACGUUGCUGGCCUGUUGAGCCGUGGCUGGAGGCCCUCAGCGAGCGCCUGGCGGCUCCACUUGCUGCGAGCCAGCAGGCCAGCGCCGGCGUGGGAAACGCUCGAGGGACAGGCGUCAGUGUCAAUGGAAGCAGUUGCCUGGACAGUGUCGACUUCUGCAUCGGCCUCUGGAUUGACAUCCGCAUCUUGAGCAACAUCGGCCUCGAGCCAGCCGGUCCUGGUCGCGAGUGCCUGGCACAGCGUGCUCCCAGCUCGACAGAGCGCGGAUAUGCAGGCUCGGCCCAUUUCUGA